Pyricularia pennisetigena is the source of this 375-nucleotide messenger RNA. RefSeq lists its product as uncharacterized. NCBI's taxonomy places the organism in Eukaryota, Fungi, Ascomycota, Sordariomycetes, Magnaporthales, Pyriculariaceae. Bases 1 to 375 code for a protein of 124 amino acids. The transcript has a single exon. The record is from RefSeq and is a predicted model, not a curated record.
AUGUACCGAACAACCUACGCCGUGCUCGCGCUCGCUCUGGCCGCCUUCAGCCACCCCGUCGCCGCCAUCCCCCUCUUGGCCCGGGACCCCCAGCAAUCCAACCCCAACGGCCCUACAACUCCCGGCAUCAACAUCCCCGGCAUAAACGGCGGCCCAGGUUUCCAGCUCGGUCCGGGAGGCCUCAACUAUGGAACUCCGGGCGGCGGAAGCGGCGGCGUCAGCUUGGGCCCUGGUGGUCUGCAAAUCACCCCCGGCAACGGCCAGCCUCCAAUCUCUAUCGGGACCGGCAACCCCAGCCAGCAGCCGGGUCAGCCCGCUCCCAAGCCGCCCCGCCGCGUCCUCGACGACCAGGACCUAGGUGGUGAUGAUGACUAG